Messenger RNA from Monascus purpureus, 582 nucleotides. The record is from the annotation of a GenBank genome assembly. NCBI's taxonomy places the organism in Eukaryota, Fungi, Ascomycota, Eurotiomycetes, Eurotiales, Aspergillaceae.
UAAAACUUGGACGACUAUUUGGCUGACUGCAGCACAAUAAAGAACACAGCACUGUCGACCAAUUACUAUAUUACCCCUCAGGAGAAACAUGGAUGGUCGGCUCAUCACGUGACAAAGCAUCAAGACGAGAUGCCACAGCAUUAUUUUCAUCCAUGGGAAAAUUGAACUCCAAAGCGAAGUUCAAUCCUUCUAAUUCCCCGGAUGAUAGUCAAUCCCCGAACGGCAUUGAAGCGUCCGCCCACAGGGAAAUGAAAGUUAUGGUAUUUUACUCAGGCAUUCUCGAGAAACAUUCUUCGAAAUCUUCGGGUGCCAUAUGGUACAGUGCAGUACGAGUGGAGUCAGGGUGCAAAGUACGAGGUAAGACUCAGGUAGGGAGGGUCGGGAGUUUGAGUUUUCGAGGGAUUUGAAACGUGCAGUUUCCGUUGAAAAGCCCCUUUCCAGCCCACGAUUGUCCAAAAAGACCACUGAAAUAUGCCCUAUGGUCUGAUGGAUGAACGAAUUCCAGGGCGAAAGAUUCCUUCGCGGAGCGCUGCGCCUAUAUUAGGUACUAACUACUCCAUCGUUGAUUAGCAUACCCUCCUG